Priapulus caudatus is the source of this 1539-nucleotide messenger RNA. Its product is annotated as somatostatin receptor type 5-like. NCBI's taxonomy places the organism in Eukaryota, Metazoa, Priapulida, Priapulimorpha, Priapulimorphida, Priapulidae. Bases 1 to 1539 code for a protein of 512 amino acids. Gene Ontology annotation, cellular component: membrane. The record is from RefSeq and is a predicted model, not a curated record. The transcript has 2 exons. Gene Ontology annotation, molecular function: G protein-coupled receptor activity. Gene Ontology annotation, biological process: G protein-coupled receptor signaling pathway.
AUGGGCAACGUAUGCACCGACGUCGCCGACGCGAACGUCACAGCUUCCGCGGGUGACGUCAACGUCACGGCCUUCGUGCGAGCGACGACGUCGCCGCCGCGAUGUCAACCCCGCACGGUGGCGCACUCACCCGGCGAGGACGACCCGACGGCGCAGUUCGCGUCGCUCUACGUCAUCGGUCCGCUGCUGUUCGAGUCUGUGGCGACGAUCGUAAUGAAUCUCGUCGUUCUCGUCGCCAUGCUGCGCUUCCGUCGGCUGACGACGCCGACGAACCGCUUCAUCGCCAGUGAGGCGGCGCUCGACGCCAGCAUGGGGGCGCUGCUGUUUUCCUUCGGGCUGCGCGUCGGCGUCGGCGACCCCGCGUUCACGCUGCCGGGCUGCGCGCUUGUCACGGGCGCGACAAUGUUCCUAGGCGUGAACAGCACGACGUGUCUGCUGCUGCUCACCGUCGACCGCUACCUGGCCGUCACGAUGCCGCUGCUCUACCGCUCGCACGUCACCAUCAGGCUCGCCGACGCGCUCAUCGCCGUCGUCUGGACGUACGGCCUUGUCGUCGGCGUCGUCACCGCCGCGCAGUCGACGACGCUGUGGAACGACGACGGCAAUCCGACGUUCUGCGUGCCGGACCUCAUGUUCGUCGACUGGAUCGCUUACAUGCUCGUCGGCCAUUACUUCAUACUCUUCGUCGCGAUGAUGUUCUGCUACGGCCGCGUCAUCGCCGCGCUGCGUCGCGGCGCGCGUCUGCAUCCGUCCAGCGAGCGGCUGCGUCGGCAGCGCAAGACGACGACGAUGACGGCCGUCGUCAUCAUCACGUCCGUCGUGCUGCUCGCGCCCAACUUCAGCUUCAUAAUGCUGUCGCACGCGACGGCGGGCCGCCACGCGACGUCGGACCACUACGUGGCGCUGCGGCAGCUGCGCUACUUCGGCCUCGCGCUCAACUCGUUCGUCAACCCUCUCAUCUACUUCUGGAACAUCAAGGAGCUGCGCGUCUGCGUGCGCGCGGCGCUCUGUCCGCGCAUGGCGCAGGCACGCGUCGCCGACGUGACGCCGUCGCUCACGGGACAAGUCACAACGCACGGCAUGAGCGGUCAAGCGAGCUCCUCGGUCGCCAACGUCGGCUGGCGCGCCAACGCCACCUACAGUCGUCAUGCGGCACUCGGCAGUCACUCGGGCGGUCCUUCUAGCUCCAGCGGUCUCUCGGGAUACUACGGUCAGCAGCGCGGCGGCAGUUACGGAGUGUCGGCAGGAGUGUCGGCAGGAGUGUCGGCAGGAGUGUCGGCAGGAGUGGCGGCAGGAGUGUCGGCAGAAUUGUCGGCAGGAUUGUCGGCAGGACUGUCGGCAGGAUUGUACAGAAUCCCGGCGCCGCAACCCGCGACAAUACAUGUCGGCGCGCUGCACGCCGAGGACGGGCGCCAAGGUGACCUAGAGGUCACCCAUCGAUCAGCGACCUGUCCGGUGAAGUCGAUCGACGCGACUGGCUUUCUAUCGGCUGAAGGUGGUGUCGCUGUUGAUUCUUACAACCAGUGCGCCAUCUACUGA